Molecule: messenger RNA, 959 nt
Organism: Drosophila eugracilis
Lineage: Eukaryota; Metazoa; Arthropoda; Insecta; Diptera; Drosophilidae
Exons: 5
Coding region: 101-796 (231 amino acids)
Cellular component (GO): lysosomal membrane
Source: RefSeq, a predicted model, not a curated record
CGAUUGUUAGUUGGUAUUUUCUACGCAUUUGUCAAGAUCCCAUUUUUUCUCCAAAUAAAAGGCAAGAAAAGUGAGAAAAAUUGAAAUCAAAGAAAAAUUAAUGGCACACAAGCGUUUGUUUGUUUACGCUGUGCUAUUGGCGAUAUGUUAUUUGGUUGGCGUGACAUGGGCUGAGACUGCAUCGCAAACGUCGCCAGUGGUCGGCAGCAAUAACAAUGCCAGUCACAUGAGCGCUCCUGCAGUUCCAGUAGCUCCAGAGGUUCCAGUGGCACCUGCCAAGCAAACGGGUGCCGUGCUAUCUCCCACUGCGGCAUCUCCGCCCAAGGUCAUCGGCAAAUCAGAACCCGCUAAUCCCGCCCAGAGUUCUUCCAAUUCCAGCAGCACGGCAGCGCCAUCUACCGAAUGUGUCUGUGCUGGUGCCCUGCUGCCGCGCUUGGAUUCCAAUGGCAAGGAACUGCCCAUCUGCGCCGAAUGCAAGUGCUCCCAUGUGGCGAGAAAUACGACACUGAUUAAGGUCGUUGUCAUCAUUGUGAUUUGGAUCAUAUCCAUUUUAGUGAUAUACAUGCUCUUCCUGAUGUGCCUGGACCCGUUGUUAAAUAAGCGAGUGAAGGCGAACUAUCAGGAGCACACCAACGAAGAUGACGAGCCGACUCCUCCCCUGCCCGCCGUAAAUAAUCAGGAGCUCAGUGCCAGAGCCAAUGUUCUAAAUCGCGUGGGCCACCAGCAGGACAAGUGGAAGCGGCAGGUGCGCGAGCAGAGACGCCACAUCUACGACAGGCACACUAUGCUGAACUAAGAUGGGGAUCUAUUUCCAGCUAGAGGAGAUUAGAAGGAGCAUGGGCGACUUAAGACACUUAUUCCAAGCAGUUAUCCCAUAAAGAACUCCGCUUUUGGAUCAAAUUGAAUAUAUAUAUUUAGCCAGAAUUAUUAUUUUAAAUAAAUUAUGUAACCAAAAUUAA